Molecule: messenger RNA, 2342 nt
Organism: Polyodon spathula (Mississippi paddlefish)
Lineage: Eukaryota; Metazoa; Chordata; Actinopteri; Acipenseriformes; Polyodontidae
Product: iroquois-class homeodomain protein irx-2-like
Exons: 5
Coding region: 331-1713 (460 amino acids)
Biological process (GO): neuron differentiation; regulation of transcription by RNA polymerase II; cell development
Cellular component (GO): nucleus
Molecular function (GO): RNA polymerase II cis-regulatory region sequence-specific DNA binding; DNA-binding transcription factor activity, RNA polymerase II-specific
Source: RefSeq, a predicted model, not a curated record
ACAGGGCGAGGGGCGGAGAUGAAAUAUUCAGAUGAACUGGAGUGACAUAUCCUGGUUUCCAAUGCUCUCAGAAACUCAACUGCUCUUGCCUUCAACUCUUCACUUCAUAGUUCUUAGUACUAAAACAUUCGGGCGCUAGGGGAUCGUGGCUGCCUUCAUGCCGGCAGUUUGCUGAUCUUUGUGGUUGAUUUUUAUUUGCCUCGCUCUCUUAAUGUUGAUUGUUUUACACAACGGUUGUUUUUAUAGCAUUUGAUUUUUUUUUUCUUUUUUUUUUUUUUUUUUUGGUACUGUUUUGGAAAUAAAAACAGAAAAGAAACACACACAAAAGCAAUGUCGUAUCCUCAGGGUUACCUUUACCAGCCCCCUGGCUCUUUGGCUCUCUAUUCUUGCCCAGCUUACGGUGCGUCUGCGUUAUCCGCCCCAAGAAGCGAGGAGCUGGCGAGGUCUUCGUCCGGUUCAGCUUUUAGUCCUUACCCGGGAUCGGCAGCCUUCACUACUCCGGGUACGGGCUUCACCAGCCCGCUGCAGUACACCACGGAUCCGGCCACUGGAUUCCCGUCAUACAUGGGUUCACCUUACGAUGCCCACACAACAGGGAUGGCAGGAGCGAUUAGCUACCAUCCAUAUGGAAGCCCGGGGUAUCCAUACCAGCUAAACGACCCAGCUUACCGAAAGAAUACGACGAGAGAUGCGACAGCUACCCUCAAAGCUUGGCUCCAGGAGCAUAGGAAAAACCCGUACCCCACCAAAGGAGAAAAGAUCAUGCUGGCCAUCAUCACCAAGAUGACCCUGACCCAGGUCUCCACCUGGUUUGCCAAUGCCAGGAGGAGACUUAAAAAGGAGAAUAAAAUGACCUGGGCUCCAAGGAAUAAGAGUGAAGACGAGGAUGAAGAUGAUGGGGACGGGGAAAGAAAAGACGAACAUUCAGAAAAGAAUCAGCACAACAAUGAAACUUCGGCUGAGGACGAAGGCAUUGGUUUGCACGUUGACAACCUAACAGACCACUCUUGCUCUGCGGAGUCUGACGGGGAGAAAGUCAACUGCAGGAACGGGGACAGCAUGUGCGAGUCUGGUUCAGAAACCAAGGACAAACUAUGUGAUGAUGACGAUGAUGUUGAGGACGAAGAACGGGGUCGAGGCCUGUCUCCUAAGCCUGUGACAUCCUCGCCUCUGACCGGGGUGGAAGCUCCCGAACGUAAUCACGAAGACAACUGCAGAAACACACAUAAAACGAGCCUGGAUAAAAUAAUUUCUUCAAGCUCACAAACUCAGACCAUAAAGCCUAAGCUUUGGUCGUUGGCAGAAAUAGCCACUUCAGAUCCAAAACAGCACCAGGGGCAACAUUCUCCUUCCUCGGUAUUAUCAUCAUCAACUCUGUCAUCGACGUCUUCAGCUAGCACUGUUUACCCUGCCUCUUCAAUCCUAGGAAGGCCUAUUUAUUAUACGACUCCGUUUUACAGUAAUUACACAAACUAUAGCAACUUCAGCCCUCUGCAGAGCCAGGGGAUCUUGAGGUAUAAUUCUGCUGCUACGACAGCUAAUGAGGGGCUCAGUCAGAAUGUACUAAAUACGACCACUGUUCACAAACAGAGCAGCGACUCUCUAAUAAAAAGUAACUCAAACCAACUAGAGCAACACUUCAGGCUCGCUAGCUUGGAAUCCAGAAAAGACUCCAGUGUGGUGUGCACAGUAGGAGCCCAACCAUACCAAUAGAAGAGUAAUACAAAACAAAGCAAGUAGGUGUCACAAUUGCUUUGACAAAAUGUGAGCAAGCCAUCAUUCCCCACCCUCUAUUUUAAAAUAAUUUUCUAAUUCUGGAUCACAUCCUGGGCCACUGAAAAGAAGACCCACUGUGCGCUAUACUUUCAUUCUACAGAGACUAAUCAGUUACUUAUGAAUUAAUUGUGUGUGCAACAUUAUGUGCAUUUGUUGGCAUAGUAGUUUUCCCCAGUGUUAAUUUGACUUUGGAAAAAACCAAUCUGUUAUUUCUCAGGAUUCCUUGAUUGCUUCAUUGCCACGGUAUAUUGUAUACUAUAUGUGUGACAUGAAUUACUGUAAAACAUAUUUGUAAAAGAUGUAUAAUGUAGGAAAAAAUGUAUGAUGAACUGGAGUACAAAAAAUGGAAAACAUUUGAUAUUUAUUUUUGUAAUAAUGGCGAAGAGCCUAUAAUUUAUGCAAGUUGUAUUGCAAUGAAAUCUGAAAUUUGUUUUGUAAAUACAUUGACUGGUUUUUAUUUGAAACGUACUGGCAAGUUAAACCAUCUUUGGUUGUUAACAAGAAUACUUUGACUAAUUUAUAUCUUAAAUUGUAAAUAAAAAACAGACUAGUCUGCAACAACAAAA